AUGCAGUUCUUGAGUCGACCGUGGAGCUCAUCUUCUAGUGAUUUCCUGCAAAUGUUUUCAUCAAGUAAUAAUCUCUUGUUGAAAGACACAGAGGAUUAUGAUGCAGAAAUGCUGGAGAGCUCAACCAACAAACACUACAUUAAGUUGGACUUGCAUCACAUGAAGGGAUGGCUAAAAAGCAAAUCUCCAUUUUGCUUCUUUAGAUCAUCACAUCAAGAAAAGAAAGAGAAACUCCGGUUACAAACUGCAAAAUUACAUGCUCUACUUUCUCUCACACAGCUUGCUUCAGCAAUUUCUGGCUUUGCCAGCAAUAGCAGCUCCGGAAUUCUAGACUCACAGCAAAUUAAUUGGAGCCACAAUAUGGGUAGCGUAGUUGCUUCUGCUGCAGCUCUGAUGACAACAGUAUGUGCCGAGGCAGCAGAAUCUCUGGGAGCAGGAAGAGCUCAGGUUGCAUCUGCAGUCAAUUCUGGCCUGGCCAUCCAAACUCCUAUGGAUAUGAUCUCAGUGACAGCAACAGCAGCCACAUGUACAGUAUUUCUGAUUUUCUUAUGGUCACAUUAG
Messenger RNA from Nicotiana attenuata, 561 nucleotides. Its product is annotated as VAN3-binding protein-like. Lineage: Eukaryota; Viridiplantae; Streptophyta; Magnoliopsida; Solanales; Solanaceae. Gene Ontology annotation, biological process: auxin-activated signaling pathway; phloem or xylem histogenesis; leaf vascular tissue pattern formation. Bases 1 to 561 code for a protein of 186 amino acids. The transcript is spliced from 3 exons. The record is from RefSeq and is a predicted model, not a curated record.